GCGCGCGUGACCCCAGGCUGGGGGCCGGAAGCCGGGGGCGAAGGGAGGGCGGAAUGGGAGCGCCCGCGGCCCAGGUCCUCCUGGGGGUGGCGUGCGAGACUCUCCCUUCCUCCUUCCUCCGUCGACUCUGCCUCACGGCGUGUGAGGCUCCGCGCGUGGCCUCGAGUCUGGUCGGCUGCCCCGCGCCACCCAGCGCAUCCCUGCGGGACCCGGAUCCGGGUCCUUCAUUGCGAACUGCCGGGAGGGCCCAGAGUGGCCGAUGCAUUCAGAACGAGUCGGCGCGGACAUGCACAUUUCAACGAGCCGGGGAUUCCUGCGAGGCCGAGCCGGGAGAAAUGCCUGGAACGCGGGCUUGGGCCCGAGGGUCUCUCCGGGAAGCGGCUGGCUGCGCAGGCCGAAGCGCCUCUCAGACACUGCCCGUCCCGGGCUGUCGGGCGCGGGAGAGGCCAGGGAGCGACGCGGGCCCAAAAGUCGUGCGUGCGGGCGGCGAGGGGGCGCUGUGGCCCGCGGCUGCGGCCUCGUCCCUGCAGCGGUGGCCCCGGUGCUGUCCCCGACCACCGAUCGGCGGUGGGCGCCCUAGCCCCGCCCGACCUCUCUCUUCCCACGUCGGUUUAAUUUGGGGAAGAAGGAAAAUUAUGCAGGAGCACUCUAAUAAAACCAAAGCCACGCAGGGACUUAUUCUGUCUUAUUACUCUGGCAAUCGGCCGAGUUUUUCUAAGUUUGGUGGGAAAAGAGCCACAAUUUUGGAAUGCUUAAUUUUUAUGGGGGGUCCAUUAAGAUUAAAUAUACACAUUUUACAUGGAUUCCCCUUAAUGCAGUAA
Messenger RNA from Ailuropoda melanoleuca (giant panda), 821 nucleotides. RefSeq lists its product as uncharacterized. The coding region runs from base 54 to 821 and encodes 255 amino acids. NCBI's taxonomy places the organism in Eukaryota, Metazoa, Chordata, Mammalia, Carnivora, Ursidae. The record is from RefSeq and is a predicted model, not a curated record. The transcript has 2 exons.